AUGCGCACAUCGCACGACCAUAUAUUAGUACUUGAAGUCCAUAUCGAAACAGGAAAACUCAUCAUGAACACCACUUCCUGGCGGAAAAACCGUUACCACGGCGAACCGGACUUUAUCCCGUUGACGUACAGCGACGGUAUUCGUGAACGCCGUCCGAAUAGAAUGGCGGACAAUAACACUUUCGGCAGGGUGUACGUAUUUUGAAACAAAAAAUUAGUACAUUGUAGUUAAUAACCUUGCGAAAAUACACCUAAAUAACGCUCGCUGCUUGAUUUUUUUUAGAAACCACGAAGACUGGCGGACAGCGUCACGAGGCGGCGGUUCGAAUGACCGGAUGGUGAAAACUGAGUGCACCAGGACUCGGCCAAACCGGAUAUUACUCGUACACGGGUUGGAGAUCCUGGCUAUCAACUGUGACUGUGUCUUCAACCUGUUUUGCCUAUACGGCAAUGUGACCACGGUCAAGGUGCUUCGGGACGGUAAGGUGCUAGUCGAGAUGGAGGACGUUGAAUCCGCUAAACGGUGCGUGAUCAACUUACACCAACUACCGUUAGACGACAACCACAGGAUGAAAGUCAAGUGAGUAUAUAUACGAACGCUAUUAUAAUGGAUAGGCCAUAUCGAACUCUACCACAAAGGAAUCCAUUGUUUGAGAAUAAAUUGGGUAAAACAUUGCUGUAAAAAAGCUGUUUUUAUAAUAUUAUUAAAUUUAAUCACAUUUAAUAUUUACCGUGAAAUUAAUCGUUAUAAUAUUAUUAGAACACGUUGUAUAUAAAUAUUAACCAUACUAAAAUCCGGAUAAUAAAUAAUAAAAUAAUGUACUUGGAGAAAAAUUGUAUAGUGUAGUGAGAAAUCGUAUUUAAUUCAAUAAUAUUUUAAAAGUAUCAGUGUAGUUUUUUUUUACAUUUUUAAUACCUAUAUUAUACCUGUCGAUAUUAUUAUGUCGUGUUUUAUUAUAAUUGUGUUAGAAUCUCUGCCACCUACUGUGCUUAUGGCUGUCACGACCGAAGUGAAAAUAGAUUAAAAGUAGAACAAAGGCUGGUACAAUUUGAUUGAAAAAUGACUACUAUCUAAUCAAUUGGUCACUUUUUUUUUAUUUGAGGUCUCUAACUAUUGUGAUCACGCUUAAAAACAAAAAAAAAAACAAAAUAGGAACCAGUAUUGAUAAAUAGUCGGCUCCCACCUUUUUAUUAAAAUACAUUAAAAUUUUUUUUUAAGGCAUUUUUCUUAUUUUUGGAUCAUUUAAAUCCGCACCCUAGCACUAGAGUGCGGAUUUAAAUGACCCUAUAUUAAUAUUAUGAUACUCGAUUAUUUUGUACUAAUAACAGUAAAUAUAAUUAUUUGUACAAUAUUUUAUACCUAACCUAACUUACUUAUAAUAAUUUACUGUGUCUUGAACUUUGGAUACCCAUUUUCUGCAAACUCGUUAAUGGUAUAGGCGCCACUGGUUUUAUAGACAUAAUUUCGGACCGUGUACAUUAGUAUAAUAUUGUUAUUUGUUUAUAAUAAUGUAUUUACAAUGUAAUAUUAAUAUAUUUAUUGGAACUUUAAAAUCCAAUUAUCCAAUGACAAUCAAUAAAACCGUUGACGAACGGUUUCAGGUAUUCAAAACAUUCGUUUAUUCACGACCAAAUAGCAUUCAACACGUUGCCGGACGGCACGCCUGCUCACAAAAUCUAUUCAGCGAGCAAACUGAACAGGUUCACCGACAAUGGAAAUUGCUACGACAGACGUCGAGUCGCGGCCCCGUCAAAAGUACUUAUCUUUAUAAUAAUAUUAUAUAAUUGAUGAAGGGGUCAAUGGGCAAAGGCACUAGCGGGCAUUUUUGUUUGUUUUAAAAAUUAAUGUCAUAUUUUAGAGCUCCUUAUUUCAUACAUUUUCAGUUUCAAAUUUGUUCAACAAAUAUUUUCCGAGAUAAUAAGUAUUUUAUCGAGUAUUAAUCACCUUGUAUUUAUGGAGACAUUCAAUUAAUAAUAAUGAUAUAUUACGUACUCUAAUUUGUAGUUUUUUUUUGUGGACUAUUAUUUGUCGUUAUUUUUCGUGAAUAAUGUUAUAGUAAAUUUUCCGUUUAAAACCAUCUUUUUGAACAGUUUUUAAACGUCCUAAACGAAUCUGUUCCUUUAUUUAUUUUUAGAUUUUACAUUUCUUUAACGCGCCAACCGACGUGUGUGGAUUGACCGUUCACAAAGCCGUGUUGGAUGCCAUCGGUUGCGUGGACGUCAUAAAUUCCAUAACAAUUCGUACGUUUAUGAAUUUGACACUCUUACAUAACUAAACUAAUUCGUUAUUUCGCAUUUACAGUGCCCAUGAAGCGGAUGGCCAAGUGUUCGACAGGACUGAUUGAACUCAAGAGUAUCGCGCUUGCUGCGAGAACCGUUUUGAUGGCAAAUCAUAUGACGUUGAAAUCCACAAGUAAGUGUAUCCAACAAUUCCCGAUAGUCAUUUUUCCCGAAUGGUAAAUUUCCUGAAUAGUUCUAGGAAAAAAAGUGUUUUUAUUAGUACGUACGAAUGACUAUUAUUUAUAAAAAUUAGCAUUCAACUAUUGAUCCAACUAUUAUAUUUUUAGCUGAUCUUUGACUUUUCGUCCUAUAGGCUGAGUUGUAUUGAUGUUAAAAUUCUUCGAGAUUAGAGUGUAGAUCUUGAUGAUAAUUUUAUAUAAAAAUCGGAAUAUACAGUUAUAUUCCAUCCCACGCCCAUAUGAUUACCGUUGUUUAAUCUGACAUAUUUUUUUGAAUUUCCCAUUCGUUUGUUUCCCCUGUGAUCUAUGCCCGAUCGUAAUUUUUUGUAACAAAUCUAAAGAUAUUUUCGAUUUGCAGAGCGGUCCGUUAAUAGAACGUAAGUCUUAUAUCACUACCACUGCACUGACCAGCAAUUGCCUACCUUAUGUUCUAUUCGGGAAAUAUACUAAAAUUUCAGCCAUGCGUACUGUUUCGUAAUCUAUCUCACGUUUACUUCACAGUUAUCAUACCCACAUAAUAGACUUAAAACGAGUUGUAUACAAGAAUUAAAAAUAAAAAAUUCGAGAACCUAUAUGAUAUAAUAUCGAUAAAGCAUUGGAUAAAAAAUAAUUGUAUUUUGCUCAUAAAUUCAUAGACGGUUGCAUAAACCUAUAUUUAUAUACAUUUUCGUGAUUGUGGUUUCAUGGUACCUAUAGAAUUAUAAUUUACAAUGAUAAUUAUUCAGUUGCUAUCAUGAUGAUAAACACAAAUUGUUUUUACAAAUUAUUCAAGUAAAUUUAUUUUCAUGUUAUGAUUAUACUAGUGGAAAAUGUUAAAUGGAGAAAUAAUUAACACAUACCGAAACUUGUACGAUAAGAAAAAAUUGUAAAAUAUAGGUCAUACUGGUUAUCGGUUCAAAUGUUCAAUAGAGUUAUAAAAUUGUUUUUAAUAUUAUAAUGAAAGCAAAAUCGGGCCUUCCAAUUUUCUAUCCGAAAAUAUGUUAUCUUUCGAGUUGAUGAAUAAUACAAGUAGUUUUUCCAAAAGCCAAUAACUUUAUCGAAUCGAUUACGGUGUUAUCCGUUCGAUAACAAUAAUAAUUGAUCGUUUAUGUUAUCAGACAGUAAUGUAAUUACACCUACAUAUAGUUAUCAAAUUUUCCUCGAAAAUAAUCAGCUGGAUUGAAAUCGUACGAUAUUUUGUUUGAAUUUCAAUAAUUUUUGGCAUGUUGUUUUGGGAGGAAAGUACCCGAUUACAUACCUACAGGUUCCCCAAAUGAAGCCAAGGGGAGGACAUUUUGGAUAUUUAAGUAUUUUUAACUCUCAACGAUUUUUGUGCUCCGAUUUCACGUUUUCACUGGAAAAUGUGUAUAGGUAUAUAAUGAGAACUGUUGUUGAGGAUGUAGGUUUAGACCCCCCUCCAUAUUGUCUGUAUUUUAACGAAGAUCUAGAGAACUACUUUAUCUUGUUUCGAUACCAAUUUUAAUGUUUAAUUAAAUGUAUAUACAAAAAAAUUUAACAUUGUAACGGCAACAAGAAGUCAUCUUGGGUAUAGUUUCGGCUCCAGUAACGGACAUCCGGUGCUUAUGUGUUUUUCUUAAUAUAUUGUUGCUUUUUUUUGUUUAUAGAAUCGAAAUUUCCGUUUUUAACAAAACUGUGUUUUUCCAAAUGGUCCGAGAUCCAACAGACACCCGCCAUCGACUCGGCAGCCACUUUGCGGUUCAGUAGCGCUCCCCGCAUGCCGUGGAUGCUGCACAAAUCCGAACACCCCAUACCCACCACGGAAUUCCCGAUUUCCGAGACGACGGUGGUGACCGGCCGCGGCAGCGGUGGGCGCGGUGCAGGCGAUGACAGUCCAUGGACCCUAUGGGCCGUGCAAAGCGAAGAGUCGGCCGCGGCACCGGCGACGAGGACGGUAAAUACGGACGACGCGUCCAUGUUUACGACGACCUCAAACGACCACCGAUCGGACGGACACGCUGCCGAACAGCGACAUCAACGGCAACAGUUUCCGGACAGUCUGAUGGAUAUGUUAAGAACCCGUUUGUGCCAAAGUGUAGUCACAACAGUCGGUGAUGGCGGCGAUGCCAUACAGAUCGUCGACGACAACGCGCCAUCCUCCUCCGCCUCGGCUGACGGCAAUCACGCGCCAUCCUCCUCCGCCUCGGCUGACGGCAAUCACGCGCCAUCGUCGCACGUUGCGUAA
Molecule: messenger RNA, 4640 nt
Organism: Cinara cedri
Lineage: Eukaryota; Metazoa; Arthropoda; Insecta; Hemiptera; Aphididae
Source: the annotation of a GenBank genome assembly